UGACGUUACAUCCUGCCAUCUGGACCUUUACAUCCGGAAGGUGGGGCUUUUGUUGCGGGAGCGGUUUGCUUUUGGAGAACCAAUGCCCCGAAAUGCUCUAUUAAUGCAGUCAUCAAGAUAGCAUCAACCGAGGGCAGAAAUACAAAUCCUGCUUUGGUUGUGUCAGAGUGAAGGUGCAGAGGAAGUGUAUGCGUGGGUGUGAGUGCGCAUGUGUGUGUGAAAGAGACACAAAGAAGAAACCAGUGAUGGCGACCAGUAAAAGUAAAAACCAGAGCUCUCUGGCACUGCACAAGGUUAUAAUGGUGGGAAGUGGAGGCGUGGGGAAGUCGGCCCUCACUCUGCAGUUCAUGUAUGAUGAGUUUGUGGAGGACUACGAGCCCACCAAGGCAGACAGCUACAGGAAGAAGGUGGUUUUGGAUGGGGAGGAGGUCCAGAUCGACAUUCUGGACACAGCCGGCCAGGAGGACUACGCUGCCAUCAGGGACAACUAUUUUCGCAGCGGGGAGGGCUUCCUGCUUGUGUUCUCCAUCACAGAGCAGGAGUCCUUCAGUGCCACUGUGGAGUUCAGGGAGCAGAUCUUGCGGGUGAAGGCGGAAGAGGACAAGAUCCCUCUCCUUGUUGUUGGGAACAAGUCCGACCUGGAGGAGCGUAGGCAGGUCUCUGUGGACGAGGCCCGAGGGAAGGCCGAGGAGUGGGGCGUCCAAUACGUCGAGACAUCAGCCAAAACCAGAGCCAACGUCGACAAGGUAUUCUUUGACCUGAUGCGUGAAGUACGAGGCAAGAAAAUGUCAGAAAACAAAGACAAAAACGGAAAAGGAAAGAACAAGAAGAAGAGGAGCUUCAAAGAAAGAUGCUGUUUACUUUGAACUCUUCAUGGACCUUAAUGACCCCACAAUACAACUGUUAAGUUGGGAAUCAAAGCAGAGCGUCCUUGCCAUUGUCAUUCAAAUGAAAUUUGAUCUUUUUUUUAAUAACUGGUUUUAGUUUAAUGUUUAGAACAAUCUCAGCCAAUUUGUUUUUUAGUUUUUAAUGAAUGAAAUCUGUUUCUUUGGAAGGUAACCACUGUUGUGACUGUGACUCGGACUGCAGUGCUUGAUGGGCUCACAGUAAGCCAAUGACCAAACUGCCACUGACACUAACUCUGCUGCUCAAGACAUUCUCCACUGUUAAACUCAGCGAUUACACUGCCUUUGACUUUGGUUUAAGUGUGUUUUACACCAGAAGUGUUAAGUCUUUGUGUAGUAACCCGUGCUCUUAAUUUCUUUACCUGCUCUUAAUCUUAACCUGCAAAAUUCUUAGUCUAUGUUAGUAUAGACCCCUUGAAUCUAUGUUCAUCAAUUUACAAGAAACUCUAAUGCUGCUGUCUGUCUUAUUUGUGCUCAUGUAUGAUGACACUUAAUGUCUAUUGAAGAUGUUGGCCUCAUUCAUUCAUCUGUCCAGACUCUGAUCUUUACCACUUCAGAGCAUGUUUGGAAUGGCUGUUUUAAACUGGAAGCUUCAACAUUUCGUUUUGUAUCCCUUGAGGCUGUUUUCUUUUCUUUUAGUUUAUCUAAGCAUUUGUGAUUUUCUGACCGCAGAGGAAUCUGUGCAAUCAGAGGACCCGUUUCAAGACGUGGUUGUUUUAUUCCACUGUUAUCAGGCCUUACAUGAUAACUGCAAAUUCAUCCGAAGAUGCUUUGCAGUUGCUGCGAGAUCAAAUCUUUGGUGACUGUAAAUCACAUAAAAAAAGAAGAAAAGAAAACACAUUUUAUGGUAAUGUAUCACUUACUCAGAGCUCACAGAGCUUGAUGAAGAUAUUUUAACAUUUGUUUAAAAAAUUCAGGCUGUGAAAAGAAGGUGGUAAUGUGGCUGCUAGUAUUUUUGUAUUGGUCUGUUCAUGUAAUCUAACCCUUCCCUUCUUAGAGCGCAUAUUACUUCCGGUUUUAGACGACUGUUGAAGUUUGUGCCGUGAGACAGGUGUUGACAAUCCAGGAGGCCAUCAUGCUUCUGGUCCACGAUGGCAUUAUAAUCAAUAUGGUUUUAAUUCUUCCUUGGUCUUUUUAAUAACAUGCACUACAGUGCCAAUACCUAAGAAGUGGAUUUCAUGCUGAAUGGAGUCACACUGGAGAUUUUUAAACAAUUCGUGCCAACAAAAUCACAAAAAAAUCAAACUGUUUGUGGCUGUACAGUGUGUGUGUGUGUGUGUGUGUGUGUGUGUGUGUGGUAAUUAUCUGAGUGUAUGCGCAUUUACCAGAAAAUCCUACGAGUGUUCUGUGUCUGUGUGAGAGAACUUCUUAACUGUUGUUUAAUCAAGUGCUACAGUGAACAAGAUGUUUCUGCCACUGCCUGAUCCAUUCUUUGUAACAUGUCCUCCCCUUUUUCUUUUACUUCCUACUGCUGUGAGUAUGCUUUUAUCUCUCUGCAGCAAGAGUGUUUCCGAAUAAAUACUUUUUUUUUCUUUUGUAA
This is a messenger RNA of Cottoperca gobio, 2445 nucleotides long. RefSeq names its product v-ral simian leukemia viral oncogene homolog Ba (ras related) (gene ralba). Lineage: Eukaryota; Metazoa; Chordata; Actinopteri; Perciformes; Bovichtidae. Gene Ontology annotation, molecular function: GTP binding; GTPase activity. Gene Ontology annotation, cellular component: membrane. Gene Ontology annotation, biological process: signal transduction. The coding region runs from base 189 to 866 and encodes 225 amino acids. The transcript is spliced from 5 exons. The record is from RefSeq and is a predicted model, not a curated record.